Molecule: messenger RNA, 1737 nt
Organism: Centrocercus urophasianus (Greater sage-grouse)
Lineage: Eukaryota; Metazoa; Chordata; Aves; Galliformes; Phasianidae
Gene: BICDL1
Product: BICD family like cargo adaptor 1
Exons: 11
Biological process (GO): Golgi to secretory granule transport; vesicle transport along microtubule
Source: RefSeq, a predicted model, not a curated record
GCCGCCGCCGGGGCCGCCGCCCUGGAGCUGGCCCUGGAGGAGGAGCUGGCGCUGCUGGCCGCCGCCGGGGAACCGCCGGAACCGCCGCCCGCCGCCGCCGCCCGCGACCCCGAGCUGCUGUCGCUGAUCCGGCAGAAGGAGAAGGACCUGGUGCUGGCGGCGCGGCUGGGCAAGGCGCUGCUCGAGCGCAACCAGGACAUGAGCCGCCAGUACGAGAGGAUGCACAAGGAGCUCACCGACAAGCUGGAGCACCUGGAACAAGAGAAGCACGAGCUGCGGAGGCGGUUUGAGAACAAGGAAGGAGAAUGGGAAGGAAGGGUGUCUGAACUGGAAAGCGAUGUGAAGCAGCUGCAGGAUGAGCUGGAGAGGCAGCAGGUUCACCUGCGGGAAGCCGACCGUGAGAAGACACGGGCUGUCCAGGAACUCUCUGAACAGAACCAAAGACUCCUGGACCAGCUCAGCAGGGCAUCCGAGGUGGAGCGGCAGCUCUCCCUGCAGGUCCACACUCUCCGGGAGGACUUUCGGGAGAAGAACUCCUCCAGCAGUCAACACAUCGUGCGGCUCGAGAGCCUCCAGGCUGAGCAGGUCCUUGAAAUCAAAAUGCUGACGGACAGAAAGCGAGAGCUGGAGCAUCGCCUUAGUGCCAUGAUGGAGGAGAACGACCUGCUUCAGGGAACGGUGGAGGAGCUGCAGGACCGAGUCCUCAUCUUGGAGAGACAAAGCCAUGACAAGGACCUGCAGCUGCACCAAAGCCAGAUGGAGCUCCAGGAGGUGCGGCUGUCCUACCGGCAGCUGCAGGGGAAGGUAGAAGAGCUCAGCGAGGAGAGAAGUCUCCAAAAUUUCAACACAACCAGCACGUCCCUGCUGUCUGAGAUAGAGCAGAGCAUGGAGGCAGAGGAGCUGGAACAAGAACGAGAACAGCUGAGGCUGCAGCUCUGGGAGGCAUAUUGCCAAGUGCGGUAUCUCUGCUCCCAUCUCAGAGGAAAUGACAGCGCAGACUCCGCCGUUUCCACGGACUCCUCCAUGGAUGAGUCUUCAGAAACCUCAUCAGCCAAAGAUGUCCCGGCCGGCAGCCUACGGGCAGCUCUCAGCGAGCUGAAAAGACUGAUACAAAACGUGCUGGAUGGGGCAGACUCCACGAGCUCUCGGCGGAGCGACGAUGACUCCUUAGAGGAACAGAUCAGGAGAACAAGUGAGGACUCGAGAGCCCUGAGGGAGUUAAUGGAGGGAGAACGGGGGAAACUGAGGCAAAGUCUGGAGGAGCUGCAGAGGCUGCACAGCCAGGUCACACUGCUGAGCGUGGAGAUGACGACGCUGAAGGAGGAGCGGGACCGGCUGAGGGGAGCUGCAGAAGACAAGGAGACGAGCGAACGGCUCCUGCAGGCCAUCCGGGAUCGGGACGAGGCCAUCGCCAAGAAGAACGCUGUGGAGGUGGAGCUGGCCAAGUGCAAGAUCGACAUGAUGUCCCUCAACAGCCAGUUGCUGGAUGCCAUCCAGCAGAAGGUGAACCUCUCGCAGCAGCUGGAGGCCUGGCAGGAUGACAUGCACAGGGUCAUUGACCAGCAGCUGAUGGACAAACACCCGAAGGAAUGGAGCCAGCUUGCUUAUUCCUUCUCCAGUGGCUACGUCGCAAAGCAGAGUGCCAGACCCUCCCCUGUGCUCCGGCCAGAGCCGCAGGGGGAUGAGCCCAGUGGGGCAGAAGGGCACCGUCUCUUUUCCUUUUUCAAGAAAAAUUAA